AUGUGCUCAUACCAUGUUAGCUUGGCUCCGCAAUCUCUGCUUUCAGCCUCUGCACGAAUCCUACCAGUCAGUCAUAAAAUGCCACCGUCUGGCUGGCCUUCUCUCAACGGUUUUACCGUUGACCACGAUGCGACUUGGUCCUCAGCUGUCCCAAGCUCGUCUCAACACUCUUACGUUAUCAAAGAGGCAAUCUUCCGGUUCCCCACCUCUGCGGAUAGACUAUUCUGUCUUUCUCGUGGCUCGGGCCCGUUGGCUGGUGGUACUUUCCACUUGACACAAAGUGAUCGUUUGGAACUUGCGAAUCGCAUUGAGAUCAAAAUUAUUGUGGAGUAUUGGACAGGAAAUGUUCAUACAUUGGAUUCGAUAUUGAAGGUUUGUGAGUUGAGGAGAAUGGAGAAUCAGUAUGGGAUUGGGAUCCUGACACGACCUCCGCCUGGCUUCGAAAUGAGCUACCAGUUUUAUGCCAACAUCAAGGUCGUCGUCACCCUGCCCAGGCCUCAACUUGCAGCCAUACUCCAACUCAAGAAUUUUGAGACGGACCUGCCUAUGUACUCACAUCUGAUCGAUAACCUGGCAUCUACCGUGUAUUUUCGCACUAUCUCACUGCGAAGUUGUAACACGCCGAUAAGAGUUGAGUCAAUCGGAACUGGAAAAGCCAGUUUCGAGACAUCCAAUGCUCCAAUUGAAGGCUUGUUCGCCACUAAUACGUCCCUGAAAAUCGUCACUAGCAAUUCUCACAUCCGUGCUUCUGUAUUCUUACAAAGUAACGACGCGACUAGUUUUUCCGAACUGACAAUGAGAUCUUCCAAUGGUCCUAUCAAUGCCUCGAUAAUCCUUGGUGCUCCAACAUCAACGAUUUCAGAGCGUGGAGGCAACUUUUCCAUCAACGCUUCUACACAACUAGGCCCGUUAUCCCUCAUCUUUCCUUCCGCACCUCCGUCGUGCAAUCUCCAUCUCCAAGGAUCCACCUCUUUAGGACCUGCAGAUAUCACCCUUCCAAAAACAUACGAAGGCGCGUUCAAGGUGCAGACUUCUCUGGGUCUUGCUUUUACCGGAUUCGGGAACCGAAUGGAGAGAGUGGAAAGAGUGCACGGAGCGCACCGAAGGCUGUUGUUUGAGCAGGACGGAGCAGUAGAGAAAAAAGGCUCCGUUUGUUCGAGUGACGAGGGAAGAUGGCGUGGUGAAGUCAAAAUAAUGACUUCGAUGGCACCGGUAACGCUUCGGUUUUAG
Lentinula edodes (shiitake mushroom) is the source of this 1230-nucleotide messenger RNA. RefSeq lists its product as uncharacterized. The transcript is spliced from 4 exons. Bases 1 to 1230 code for a protein of 409 amino acids. The record is from RefSeq and is a predicted model, not a curated record. NCBI's taxonomy places the organism in Eukaryota, Fungi, Basidiomycota, Agaricomycetes, Agaricales, Omphalotaceae.